AUGCCAAGGGGACUCUGUCGUCUCCGGCGGCACGGCAACUGGAGCGGGAUGUGCCUGUACCCCCACCGGAGGGCGCUAGGCCAGACGGUGUUCAUCUGUGAGAGGCCCGCUGGUGUGGCCUCGUGUGACAGCCUGUUCGCCACUAAGAGUGAUGGGAGCAGAAUUACAGCCAGAAUUGAUGAAUUAACAGAAGGGCGGGAAAUGAUGUAUCUAAGUUCGCAGAAUUACCGAAAACCCAUCGAAAUUGCUGACCCGAUCAUCACUAUUGAAGCUGGUUCUUUGGAGCAGAGUCAAGGCAACAAGUCAACUUUGCCGCAAUGUCUCCCUGAUCAAGAGCUUCCCCUCAGCCACGGCUACUGGCUUAAUGGCCGCUGGCACUCCCUCCUGUGUCUAAUCACGGACUGGACCACGCGGCCCAAGCUGACGUCAUGCCUCCGCAACAAGAACUUGAUCCUGUUGGGCGACUCCACCACUCGGCAGUGGUUCCUCGGCAUUCACAACCUCCUGGGGAUCGAGUUCGAACGCACCCCUGCGGACCGGCAGUUCAACUGGCGUCGGUCCUACCGGGAGCUGAACACCACGCUUGCCUACACGGCCCACCCGCAGCUGGUGGGCAGCCUGGCAGUGUACCUGGACGAGGUCCGCUACGAGGUGGACGUCUUGGACGGGCUAACCGACCCGCACUGCAACUACAUCGUCCUGGUCAGCCCCUGGGCCCACUUCAGCCAGUGGACGCGGGCCAGCUACGAAGAGCGCACGCAGCGGCUGCGCGCCGCACUGGCCGACUUCCGCCAGCGAUGCCCAGCGGCUAAGGUGGUGCUAAAGGGGCCGCACGCCCGGGACCACCACUCCUACGAGGCCGCUGUCUACUCCAGCGACGUUCUCCUGAAGGAGAUCGAGAAGAUCAACCGGCGGACGCUUUACGGGAUAGGGAUCUGGUACCUGCCCGUCUGGGCCAUGAACUCAGCUCACCCUGCCCCCAACACAGUCCACAUGCCAAUGGAUGUUAUCAGAGAAGAACUGAAAAUGUUUUUCAGCUACGUAUGCAGUUAAUGAAGCAAAAACUCAUGUUUUGUCUCUCUGAUGUAC
This is a messenger RNA of Acanthaster planci (crown-of-thorns starfish), 1089 nucleotides long. RefSeq names its product NXPE family member 3-like. NCBI's taxonomy places the organism in Eukaryota, Metazoa, Echinodermata, Asteroidea, Valvatida, Acanthasteridae. The record is from RefSeq and is a predicted model, not a curated record.